Messenger RNA from Microplitis demolitor, 3299 nucleotides. Its product is annotated as solute carrier organic anion transporter family member 1A6. Gene Ontology annotation, cellular component: membrane. Gene Ontology annotation, biological process: transmembrane transport; sodium-independent organic anion transport. The record is from RefSeq and is a predicted model, not a curated record. The transcript is spliced from 7 exons. NCBI's taxonomy places the organism in Eukaryota, Metazoa, Arthropoda, Insecta, Hymenoptera, Braconidae. Bases 329 to 3202 code for a protein of 957 amino acids. Gene Ontology annotation, molecular function: protein binding.
ACAAAUGUUACAUUUAAAACUAUACCAUACACACUUAUAAUUCAAUAAAACUACAAAAACAAUCAAAGUUAUCAUUACCAGUAAUUGAAUAGUUGACAAAAUAAAAGGAAUAAAAAACAUAAAAAUUAAUACCUUUUUUUUUAUUAAUGAAAAUUUUAAAUGAUCUCGUGCUGACUAACUCUUUACGUGUCCAAGUUUCUGGAAUCGGAUCAUGACAGAGCUUAUGACUCACAUAAAAGUGUUAUCAGCCUCGGUGUCGCGUAAAAUUUGAAAUCUGGUUGGUUAGUAAAUUACUAAAUUAUUAAUAAAUAAAAACAUAAAUAGAAUAAUGGUCUUGGGGACAAGAGAGAUAAUGAGGUCGGAUGAAAUGGAGGGUGAGUUAUCUGGGCCAGCCCAUCCGAUUCCCAAUGAGUCGUUGGAUUGUGGAUGCGCCCAAUUACCUUGUCCCAAAUUAGCCAAAUAUGCAACGAGGAAAUUUUACGUUGGGAUUUUGUGUUGGAUUGGAAUUAUUCAGGCUGCUGGUCAGGCAUAUUUUUCACUCACCAGUUCGACUAUUGCAAGGAGGUUCAAUUUUCCAUCAAACUCUAUUGAAUGGAUGACAUUAUUUACUGAAGGCGUCGUGCCAUUUAUUCUCGCUCUCCCUAUUGCCUAUUGGGGUGACCGAAUACACAGAGCAGCUUGGACAGGGGCUUUAGUAUUAAUCCAAAGUGUUGGUUUCUUUUUUAUCAUCAUUCCGCAUUUUAGUCAUUCAUCUCCACGAGUUGUUGAGGAAACUACUAAUGUUACUCAUUUAUCUCUUUAUUCUGAAGACAAUCCCGAGCUUUGUUCAGUACCAGGACUCGCUCGAGUGCUUGUAGAAGAAGAGGGAACCUGUUAUUUCACUCUGACAGUUGUUAUUAUUUCGCAAAUAAUCAAUUGUAUGGGUAACAUUGCAUAUUUGGCACUAGGAAUAUCUUAUUUGGAUGACAACACUCGAAAAAGACAUGUUGCUAUUCCAAUUGGAUUUUUAUUGGCCGUAAAAAUAAUUGGAAUGCUAUUGGGUUAUUUGAUGGCCUGGGGAUGUCUUAGGAUAGACGCUGAUGAUCUGACAGUUACGAUUCAAUCCUAUCGUGAACAAUUUGGCGCUUGGUGGCUCGGAUGGCCAAUUUUAAUGAUUCUGCUCGUUAUUCCUGCAUUAGCUCUUGCAUUGUUGCCACGAAGACUUCCUUCCGAGGUUGUCGAGCAAGCCGCAGCAUCUAUUCUUGACAUUGCCGGUCGCACUAGUCCUCUUACCGAAUCAACAGUUUCUGAUGAGACGAAAAAAUUUGGUGACACUGGUUUCUUUUCUUCAUUGAAAAGACUUCUGACAAACAAAAUUUUUCUAUGCAAUACUUUUUCCAGUAUUUUUAGUAUCUGUGCGAUUGUAAAUUUUGCGUACAACGAAGAUUUAUUUUUGGAAUCCCGUUUCUAUGUACCUCGGCCCUCGGGAAUUUUUUUGGGCUUCAGCGACCCCUUCACAUCGCGAAUAGUUGCGAUUAUUUUUCGUCCAAUAAUUAUUGGGUCAGUUAUUAUUGCAUCUGGAUUUAUAAUCGCUAAAGUCCGUCCGCGUGCCAAAUGGCUAGUGUCUUACAAUACUGUGAUUGCAAUUUUAGCAGCAACAAUUAUUUUUUCUUUGGCUUUUAUUGAUUGCAAGAAGCCGCCUAUUUUUGGUUCAAAGUCUUAUGGAUCGUUCUCUUUAUUAGAAUAUUGCAAUAGAAAUUGUCGAUGUUCAAAGGAUGCUAAUUUCCGUCCAAUUUGUGACACAAAAAAUGUUGCAAUUUUUUUCACGCCUUGUCACGCUGGCUGUACAGGCAUCGAUACAACAAGUGAACCAAAAAAAUUCACAGGCUGCAGCUGUGUUAAAAAACUUCCUGAAUCAUCGAAUAGUCCUGAAGUUAUUGAAGGUCUUUGUGAUUCGACUACAUGUCAAAUCGGCUGGAUUAUUUUUGAGGUCAGCACCAUUUUAGCUUACACUCUGCUAUCAUCAGGAGCAAUAUCAAGUUUUUUGAUCAGUUUACGCUCAGUAUUUAUCCAAGACAAAGCACUUGCGAUAGGAUUCUGGAUAACUUUGACAACAUUCAUAACAUAUAUACCCGGAAAAAUGUUUUAUUGGCAAAUAACCGACUGGACAUGUAUUCAUAGAGGAAAUUCUCAAUCGUGCCACUUACACAAUACUAAUCUCGGCUCUUAUUUGUCAUAUACAACAACCUUUUUACUACUACUCGCAAUAAUAUUUCAAGUACUUACUUUCUUCUUUUGUAAAAAAUUACGUAUUUAUCGCGAAAUAGAAUUCGAAUCUCGUGACGCAGCUGAAAAUUCAUCACAAAUACGAUCAAUACCACUUGAGACACUUUCAAAUCCAGAUGAUUCUAGUUUUGUGCCAAAUGUUUCUAGUUCUGCGGUAACAUCAAGUAGCGCAGUCGCAACUGGUGCAGGAGUAAGUGGACAAAGUUCUCAUGCAACAAACAAUUCAUCAGACAUAAUUGAAAUAACUGAUUCCGGAGUGAUUCGUAAAGUUAACGGCCCAUUGAAAUACGGACCUGUAGGACCUGGUGACUCGGAUCAAAAUAAUGACACCGAUGAACAUGACCAGAGUUUAGAAUUUCACAAUAAACGUGCACCGAUUUCAUUGACUACAGUUUCUUAUCGACGUUUAAAAUUAGAUUCAGAUAACGAAACUAGUGACUCUAGUGGGUCAGUUAAAAAUUUUCAUGCGCACAAAUCUAUUGUAGAAAUUUCAUCGAAAACAGAAGACACAAAAGUUAAACAGAUUCCGGUACUCGCUGGAUUCUCGCGUACCGAUGACAUAAAAUUCGUGAGAAUUGAAGAUAAACGCAAAACCGGUGACUUUAAUGAAGUAGGAAUACCGAUCGUUGAGUAUCCAUUAACUUCAGUAAACUCGCGAAGCAUUGGAUCUAUUUUAACUUCUCCAGAAAUGACCGAGCAUGCCAGAAGAUUUAGAUCAAAAAACUAUCCAAGACGUCGCAAAGCGGAACCAGGCAGUGAUGGCUUGAGAAACAGACCCUUGUCUCCUCAGCACACGUCUUCCGGUUUCGAAAGUUCAGCUUCCGACUUGCAUAACGAUCCCAAUAUUUCUGACGUAAGGCAGUUUUCAAAGUCAACAUCAAACCUUGGCCAGCCGGCACGAAAACCGAAACUUCAUGGAUUUGCCACUGCCUUAUAAGAUCUAUUUAAAAUAUUUCCUUAUACUUUCAAUUAAAAAUUUUAGUAUUUUGAUAAGUAAAUUUAUUGUUUUAAAAUAAAAUUUUUCAUACUAUUCA